Molecule: messenger RNA, 1176 nt
Organism: Saccoglossus kowalevskii
Lineage: Eukaryota; Metazoa; Hemichordata; Enteropneusta; Harrimaniidae
Product: alkylglycerol monooxygenase-like
Biological process (GO): lipid biosynthetic process
Cellular component (GO): endoplasmic reticulum
Molecular function (GO): iron ion binding; glyceryl-ether monooxygenase activity
Source: RefSeq, a predicted model, not a curated record
GUUGGUCCACUAUGUCUCCUGGCUAUAUUGUUAGAGAUGACUGUCGGAUAUAUGCAAGGUCAAGACAAGCUGUACAGAAUAAAUGACACUCUCUCCUCGCUUGGUGCUGCAUUUCUCAUGACAAUAACAAACUACCUUUUGAAAUUUCUGACAUUAACGACGGAAUUUGGAAUAUAUCAAUGGGUGUAUGAACACUUGGCAAUUUUACAUUUGCCUGUGAACUUACUCUGGACAUGGUUGUUUGCUUUUGUGUGCAUUGAUUUGGGAUACUAUUGGUGUCAUAGACUAUUUCACGAAGUUAAUAUAUUAUGGGCAACUCACCAAGUGCAUCAUAGUUCAGAAGAUAUGAAUUUCAGUGUAUCACUUCGACAAGGUGUUUUGCAUAUACAAUUGGCAUGGAUAUUCUACAUCCCAUUCGCCCUCUUCAUUCCACCGACAGUUGCAUUAGUAACUAUUCAAUUUACCAAUCUGUACCAAUGCUGGAUACAUACAGAGGUAAUACGGACACUUGGACCUUUAGAAUUUAUCAUAUGUACUCCAAGUCAUCACAGAGUUCAUCAUGGUACAUUUGCAGAAGAGAAAGAGCAACCAGUGUAUGGUAUAACGACGCUAGUCAACUCUUGGAAUCCUAUAUAUAUACAGUUUGUUCACUUCAGACUGAUGUACACUAAGUUUUGCAAUCUCUCUGGAUGGUAUGAUAAAUUAUCCGUUAUAUGGAAGGGACCCGGAUGGUAUCCGGGUAAACGACGAUGCGGUAUAUGGGAGGACUAUCGAGAGAUAUCAUAUCCAGUGUACAAAUAUAAUAUGAGACAUUCGUUAUUGGCUGAUAUCUAUGCUGUUGUACAUUAUAUGCUCAUUUAUUUGGCUGUAGAAACCAUUUAUAGUGAAAAUGGUUUAUCACACCGUGAGGUAAUGUGUGUAUUAUGCUAUAUCGUUCUCUCCGUUAUCAGUAUUGGCGCAAUAUUUGAGAAAAGCUCGUACGCUCCAUCGUUAGAAUGUUUCCGGUGUAUAUUAUAUCUAUCUUGCGAUGCUUUGAAGUCAACAUCGGUCCCUGUAUUAGGAAUUGGACAGAUGUUAACCAACCCAUGGAUUAUACGUGUUAUAUUUACUAUAUCUUCUAUCAUAUGGGGUUUACAAGGAAUUAAGGAAUUAUGUCGGCGGAAAACCAAGAAUUAA